GAUUAUAUAUUUUGUCGUGCAAUGGAUGAAUUAAUAGAAAUUUUAAUUGAGUUGGAAGGCGAACCGUUUUUGAACGUGUUUAUUGAAAGCGGUCUAACUAAGGAAUCAUUGAAGCUCCUAAAGCCAAGCCAUUUGGAUACAUUGAUCGACACAUCGCAGUUUGGACCAAGGGUAAUUUUUGAGCAUAAUCUGCUCAAUUGGCAAGCGCAACAGGGAAUAAAAACACAAGCCAUUCACACUGAGGCAUGCGCUUUAUUGGCAAAUGAAUAUCGUGGUGAGCAUUUGGUCGAGUCCCGUUUCCAGAGCGAUUUCUACAUUGUGUUCUAA
Anastrepha ludens (Mexican fruit fly) is the source of this 327-nucleotide messenger RNA. RefSeq lists its product as uncharacterized. NCBI's taxonomy places the organism in Eukaryota, Metazoa, Arthropoda, Insecta, Diptera, Tephritidae. Bases 22 to 327 code for a protein of 101 amino acids. The transcript has 4 exons. The record is from RefSeq and is a predicted model, not a curated record.